Sporothrix schenckii 1099-18 is the source of this 7689-nucleotide messenger RNA. RefSeq lists its product as uncharacterized. The record is from RefSeq and is a predicted model, not a curated record. Gene Ontology annotation, cellular component: transcription factor TFIIIC complex. The transcript has 2 exons. The coding region runs from base 1 to 7689 and encodes 2562 amino acids. NCBI's taxonomy places the organism in Eukaryota, Fungi, Ascomycota, Sordariomycetes, Ophiostomatales, Ophiostomataceae. Gene Ontology annotation, molecular function: DNA binding. Gene Ontology annotation, biological process: transcription initiation at RNA polymerase III promoter; 5S class rRNA transcription by RNA polymerase III.
AUGGCCAGAGGACUCGACGAGCUGAUCGAUUGGCUCGUCGCCGAGACGGCCUAUUGCGGCGAGACAGGCUUCCGCGUGGCGGACUUUGUGACGGCGGUGAGCCGGUUUAAUGGUCGCUCCCAGCCCAAGACAGAAGUCGUGGACGGUGACAGUGGCGGCGGCAGCCAUACACCAACCGCGGCGUCGACAGACGUGUUUGUCGACAUGCCACUGGCCCGCAAAACCUGGGACUGGCUGGUCGAGCGGCCCGAGAUCCUGGUAGGCCGCAACGGCGACCGGGGCCACCUGUCGUUGGACGAUGCCCUCGCCCUUCCCGAGCCGCAGCCGCCCGUGGCAGACGACCCAGUUGACCCGGCGAUGGAGGACGCCGAGGACAACAAGAUUGCCGUGGCCGCAGCAUCACUCGCAACCCCGGCAAAAGAUGGAAAGCGGAAACGAAACCGCAAGAGUGCGGGUGACCGGUCCUCCGCGUCUGCAGCCGCUGCAAAUGAGGACCCGAGCACACGGCCACGCUUGUACGCCACGGAAAAGACCAUUUGGUACACGCUGACCGGCCACGACGUCGACUACAAGAAAGUGCCCAUGCUCGAGUGGCAGUGCCUGCAGGGCAUCGCGUCGGCCCGCACCAAGGGCAUCCUGCAGGCCGACCUGCGCGACAACGUCGGCCAGGACAAGCGCUCUGUCCCGAAACGCACGGAUUUCUUGGCCGCCAAGGGCUACGCCGUCAAGCGCACCACCAUUGCCCGCGGCUACCGCACCAGCAUGCUGUGGCUGACCGAGUUUGCGCCUGUCGAGCUCGACUCUGGCGCACCGGAACCGGCGACAGCAGCAGCAACGGCCGCAGCAACGGCCGCAGCAACGACCGCAGACGACGACGCCACCCCGGCCCUCUUGUCGUCCAAGGAUCUCGCCAGCAGCGGCAUCGACUUCUCGCCCGAGUUUCUCACCAAGGACCUCGCGCCCGUGCCCUGGCGCAACCGCUGGAUCGGCGACGCCAUUGAAUUUGCCUCCUUUGGCCAGACCAUCCUGGCCAUUGUCAAGGCCUGGGGCGUCAUCCGCGUCGUCGACCUCAAGGUCAAGCUGGGCAUUGUCGGCCUGCGCUGGCAGAUGCGCACGCUGGCCCGCGCCUCGCGCGAGUUUGUCGCCUCCGGCAUCCUCAAGUACGUCGCCGCCAUGCGCCCGGACGAGCGCCAACUGUUCAAGGACUGCAUCAAGUUUGAGCGCGACCCGACCCCCGGCGAGUGGGCCGUCUACCUGGCCGCCGGCCGCCGGCGCGCCCCCAUCACCGAGCUGCGCGCCAAGCGUAAGAAGGAGCUUGGCCGGCUGUCGUAUGCGGGCGGCGACCACCAGAGCGAGCUGGAGCUGGACAGCAUGGCGGCGCUCGAGGAGGACGAGGAGGACGGCGACGGCGACGGCGAUGACGAUGCUGCGGCCGGGACGAGCGUCAUGGGGAGCCGUGUCGCCGGCCGCUCGACACCUGCCUGGGCGCUCGACGUGCCCCUGGCCAACCUGAUUUACGACACCGUCGACCGCGCCGGCAUCGACGGCAUCACGUCGCCCGAGAUCUGCCGCGCCACCCUGGGCCCGUCGUUUGCCCGCUACGUGUUUUCGCUCGUCACCGCCAUGGCGCGCCCGGGCAGCCAGCCCGACCACCUCCGCCAGUUCCAGCUGCACUGCGAGCCCGCCCGCGUCGGCAAGAACAAGGCCUACCUCUUCCGCACCCUCGAGAACGCCAAGCUGGCCGAGCGCAUCAGCCACGGCGAGUCCCUCGAGGCCAUUGAGCAAGAAACGGCGGCAGCGUCGGCCGCGACACGCGCCGACGCCGCCACGUUCUGGGCGCUGCGCGACGCCGGCACGCUGUUCGAUCGGCCGGCCGAAGAGCUGCGCCGUCUCUACGGAUUCGCGCCGCUGCCGCCGCCCAUGACGGCCCAAGAGCUGGCCGAGCAGGAGGCCAGGUGCACCGCGCUGCAUGUACGCAAGAGGGCCGGCCGGCCCAAGAAGAAUACACCCCGCGGCAGGGACAGAGGAAGAGGAGACCAUGGUUCGCCCCGAGUUGGUGCAGAUCACAGCGUCGACGCAGGCACGCCACCGCCCAAACCCAGGCGAGGACGGCCGCCCAAGGUCAGAGAGGUGGAGCCGGAAGAGCCCGACGAGCCCAACGAGCCCGAUGAAACUGAAGACGCCGAUACAGAAAUGGUCGAAGCUGAAGCCAUCGUGGAGAACGGCGACGCCACUGAUGUGCAGCCUGUUGCCGCCCCUGUGACACCAAAGAGGCGUGGGCGUCCACCCAAGGUCAAGCCAGCCGAGGCCGCCGCUGAAGCCGAAGACACUGGCAAGGAAGACAAAGAACUGGAGGAGGCUGCCGACUCUGCGAAAACGACAUCAUCACCACCAAAGCGCAAGCGCGGACGGCCACCAAAGAAGAGGUUUCCUGUUACGGAAGAACAGUCUCCAGUCGCGGCAAGCGCGGCCGACAAGGAAGACGACGAGGCCGAGGUGUACAGAAACGGAAGGUCUGACCGGGAAGAUGAGGGUCCGGAUGUCCGGCGUACACAAAGUGUCCAAAACGGGCAGGGACGACCAGAGGCGGGCACCCUCGUGCCGGUUGCCUGCCAUUACAACGGCAAACCGGGUCACCUCACCUUCGACAACGACAACAAGACGCUCACGUUUGCCUUUGCCACCCCCCGUCGCGGCCGCCGCCCAGCGAACUCAAAAGAGCCCAUCACCAUUGCAACCGACAACUUGGUUGGCGAUCCGGUCAUCCGCAGGGCACCCGGUGGCGAUGGCCAAGCCAUUGUUUUGGAAGCACGCGAGGUCCGUGACGGCGACGAAGCUCACAACGAUGGCGAUACAGGCCGGCAGAAAGGCAAAUCCGACACAACGUGGCCCUUUGUCUUCAUACUGGAUGACGAGAAUGACGACAACGGCAAGCUCGCCGCAGUCCUGCGUGAUGCUCUAAUCGCUCUGCGAUCUCCGAAUCAGCCAAAGCAGCCUCAGAAUCAACAGUCCCAUCAAGAAGAAGAAGACGACGACGAAGUUGGCGAGACCACAGCUAUACAACAAGACGGCCACGGCGACGUCGUGCCAACACCAAAUCGUGGUCGCCUACGCGGUAAGAAGAACAAGAAGCAGGGACGGCCAGCAGCAGAGACCAAGGACUUUGUCUGCGAGACGUGCUCUGGCGUCUGGAAGAACUUGCUGGGUCUGCAGUACCACCAGACGAAGGCGCGGACCGCUUGCAACCCCAACUACGUGCCCAUCUCGACCGAAGAAAGGGAGGCCAAGAAGAGGCAGCAGAAGGAGGAGCGCGAUGCAGAAAGACGGCUGGCAGAGCAGAGGGACAACGAAAACGACAACGACAACGACAACGGAACAGGGCUGGCCAGAGGCCGUACCGUCCGCGGCCGUGCGCUUCGCGAACGAAAGCAGCCUGCUGGCGCCUUCCGGGAAACCUCGCCUCUGUCGUCAGCGUCGACCCGGUCCCACUCGCCGGCGCUCUCCGUCGCGUCCGAGUCGGCCACGUCGUCUGUGUCGCCCAAGAAAGAAGGCCGCCAGUCGAUCAAGGUGCACGGCAACCGCCGUCGACCGUACCGACUGCACGACUCGGACAGCAGCGACGACGAACCAGCCGAUCGGCCCCGCGGCAUUGUCAGCGCGGCCCACGUGUGGCUGGGUUUGACAGACGAGUCGCCGCCACGGGUCGUGGACGUCGAUAUGGAUGCCGGCCCUUUGAACGUGCCCGAUACACUGCCGGACACCACACCGCCAUCCAAGCCGCUAGCUACACUGUCCGCUCAGGUGGUCAUGGAAGACACCCCGAUGGAGGACGCCGUCGGAGCGAGUGACGAGCUGGCUGCAACCGGCCGGAAGAGCAACACGCCGCCACUCGUGGACAAGGCCGCUCUGCAACAGCCGACGGCUCGUACAGAGGAGCCACAACGUCCUCCUGCCCCUGCAGGUCGCGCGCACGUCGACAUGGAGGGCAUCGGCUCGCUUGGCAAAACAGGGCCUGCAGGCUUUACGAUGCCGCCGCUGCCCAAGAAUGGCACGAAGCUGACGCCGUCCUCCUUGCGCUCACACAUUGUCGCGGCGAUCAUACAGUAUCUGGUCGACUACUACGGCGGCAUCUUUCCGGGCGACCGUUCUCUGUGGUACGCUGUGUUUUGUGUCUACACCCGCAGGUUCCCGGGCGAAGACCCGCCGACGCUGCCGGUUGUCAAGGCUGCGGUCAAAAAGCUCGAAAUGGCAAAGGGCGUCGAAGAGCACACGUUUGGAUUCCGCGACGCCAGGGGCCAGUUCAUCUACUGUCGCCUCCUGGCACGCCCCGGCACGGACCUUUUCGGCUCGACCACAGCCAGCAAAUUUAAAGCGCGCAUCCAAGCCAUCUUCCCGCAGACAUAUGUGCCGGACGACUUUGCACCCACGGAGAAGGACCUGGCCAUUUUGAAGAUUCUCGACAAGGAAGCCGGGCGGAACGUGAGAGGCCGACGCGCGCUGCAGCCCGAGAUCGAAGUCCUCAGCGCGCCCUUCUACGACCAGCCGCAAGCGGCCAGACCGACGGCGCACUCUGUCCGUCUUGUUGGCUACGGCGACGAGGACGGCGAUCCGUCGCAGCAAAGAACGCCCAACGGGAAGCGGAAAGCAACGCUCACGGCGGGCGACAUCAUUGGCAGCCCCGCGGCCGAGCAGACGCCCAAGCGUCGCAAAACGAAAUCCACUGGCACGGGCCCGGCCCCGGAGCAUACCCUAUUUAAGGCACUGGGCAAUCUCUACGGCGGCGAAGGGCAGGAGCACGACGACGAAGCCGACAUCGACCCAGCGCUUCGCACGGUCCGGCCAGACCAAACCAGCAACGGUACGGGCACUGUCAUUGGCACUGGCAAAGGAAGCACUACGGCACGCCCUUUUGUCAACACGGGCAACCCGGGCCUUGACAGCCUUCCAGCAUCGUUCUUUUUGUCGGCAGACGACAUGCCCAUGCCCCGGAACCGAAGCAAGACCAAGCCUGCUACGGCUAGGACCGACGGCUCAGACGGCUUCACGACGUUUGUCCACUUCUUGCCGCCUAACACCCAGCUCGACGAUGGCCACGACGCAGAAGAAGGGUUUGCCUACAACGCCGUGGGCCGGCACAUUGCAAGCCAGGCAACCCGACUGCCGCCACCGCGUGCGUACAAGUUCGCUACCAAGACGCAACGGCUCUACGACCUGCGCAGAACAUCUCCGGGGGCCUGGCCCAUCUUGUCAGAGACGUCCUUUGAGCGCCAGAGCGACGCCAGCUUCACCAUGGACGGAUUCAUGCCGACAAAAAAGGCCUUGGUGCGCGCCAAUCUGCCCCGGACCGCCGCCGAAUGCGCGUCCAUGCUGCGUGCCAACCAAAAGCUGCCCGCGUUCAGCGACACGCCCGAAGGCAUAUUUUACCGCGACCUCGAGUACUGCCGAAGCUGGGAGAUGUCACAGGCCGGAAGCGAUCUUCUGCGCAAUUCCAGUGUGGCGCCCCGCUACGUGUUCCUCAACCUGGCCUUCCCAGGACCGCACUCGACCGCGGACGAUGCCUCGGCGACUGCAGCGGGUACACAGAGUACACCGGACGCCAACCCUCACCCCUACGCGCAGCCACCCUUGCGAUGGGUGCCCAAGAACCUGUACAGUGUCAAUACGAUCCCAUACGGCAUGCUGGAUGCGGACGACACGGCGGCGAACUACCUGGCACCGACCACACCAGCCCAGCGUAAGAAAUGGGCACGCAGCAGCAGCGAACUGGCGGCGCUGCGGGAGAAGCAGACCCAGCAGGCCAAGUACGUCAUGAGCUCGCGGCGCGAGCUCACGGCUUACCCCCAGAAGCCGGCCGACUAUGUCCACCACCAUCCCAUAGCGUCGUCUGAGACGGGCGGCGUGGACUGGACGGCCAACGACACGCUUGUGGCCGCGUUUGUUGUGGUCCGGACGCUUCUGGGGGGCUUGGGGCAGGCCAUUGACUGGGGCCUCAUGAUGCGGCUGUUCCCGGAUAAGAGACUCUCGGCGCUGCGCAAUUUCUGGAAGAACACGCGCCGCGAGCGCCUGCCGUACAUUGACAAGUUUACCGAGCGGUUCCAGCAGGCCUAUAUUGACGCCUACGAGCAACAGGCCGUCCCGUCGCUCGACUACGACAACGUCCUGGCCUAUGACUGGGGCCGGGUCGUGGGCUGGGCGCUCCGCCUGAUGCGCCACGACACGAAGACGCUGCCGGCCACGCGAGACGCGCUGGAAGCGAGCCACGCGCUGAUCGACCUGCCUCCGUCGCGCGUGGCCGGCUGGCGGGAAGACUUCUUCCACGUUUCGCGCUCUGUCUGGAACCGGCUGCACGACACGGCGUCCGAGGCGGCGGCAACGGCCCUUGACAAGCCGCCGCCCACCACGCCGGCCGAGGCAGUGCAUGCGGGCGCCAUUGACGACUUGAGGUACAUGGUGGCCCGCUCGUGGAUCCGGGCGCUCUGCGGCACGCCCCAUGCACGCUAUCAGCCCUCGAGCAUCAAGCGCAGGCUGCUCACGCUGGGCAGCCUGGGGGCCACGGCCAUCGGCAACGGCAGCGCUGGCGUGCUCGACGAGACGGCCACGAACGCCCUGCUGCAGACGGUGAUUUCGAACCUGACCACCGACCGCAUCCUGCGGCGCACCAAGUCGAUGAUGGCUCUGGGCGGCCGCAUGUACACGCUGACGGAAGCCUACGAGAAUGCGCUCGACAAGGCGGCCGUGGAGGACAAGUUCCGGCAGGCGUUUGCGUUCAAGGCCGAACUGGACGCGUGCUUUCGCCGCGCAAGGGAUGCGGCGGCAAGGGAUGCGGCGUACGAGAUCCCGGUCGACACCAACGACGACGGCAUGGUCAUGGCGCUCAUGAACCUGCAAGCGCACGGCCGUGUCGCCGUGGAGGCGAUUGACGCGCCUGACAUUCCCUUUGGCUUUGAGACGGGCAACUACGAGUCGCGCAAGUUCCCCAAACACUACCAGCGGUUCCGCACGCGCAUCGUGCCGACGGACACGUACGUCUUUAACGACGAUGCCGACCUGGCCGCCAUGCUGCAGCACGUGGCGACGUCUGUGACGACGGAUGGUGGUGGUGGUGAUAGUAGUGAUGGUGGUGAUGGCGGUGGCCAUGCAGACGGCGAGACCAAUCGUCGGGUUCCACCGCCCCCUCGGAUGGGCGCCCACAAGGAGAUGCCCAUCUGGCGCGACUUCUUUGGCGUUCUGGACCGCGCAUGGUUUGCCCGGCUGGCGGGCGCCGUGGUGUUUGUGCUGGCCACCCGCGGCGCGAUGCCCAUUGGGCAGACGGCAGCACACCUGCGGCCGGUCAUUGAGCCGUUUGAAGUGCAGAUGCUAACGGACUGGGCGGCCGCAGCGGGCAUUCUCCACGGCGGCCGUCGUGAUGACCAGACGACGACAUCGACAACGACAACGACAACCACUGCCGCGUCUGUGGACACAGUCGACAGCCCACCCAACAGCCAUGCCGUGUCCGAAUGGUGGUGGCUGCUGGUGGGCCAGAUGCAUGUCGCGGCGGAUGGGCCCGUCCCAGACGGCGGCGUCGACAACGGCCAGUUGGGCGAUGGAGACGGAGAUGGCGGGGACGCGUCUUUGGCCGACAUUGUCGAAGACGGUGAGGGCGAAGAGGAGGACGAAGGAGAUGGCGACGACGGCGACGACGCGUAA